This is a messenger RNA of Aspergillus homomorphus CBS 101889, 1185 nucleotides long. Its product is annotated as protoglobin family protein. The transcript is spliced from 3 exons. The record is from RefSeq and is a predicted model, not a curated record. The coding region runs from base 1 to 1185 and encodes 394 amino acids. Gene Ontology annotation, molecular function: oxygen binding; heme binding. NCBI's taxonomy places the organism in Eukaryota, Fungi, Ascomycota, Eurotiomycetes, Eurotiales, Aspergillaceae.
AUGCCGAACAGGCCCAAGUUGGAUCAGUUUGAUAUCCGGCAUGUGGAUCGUCGGGAGCUAUACACAGACUUCAAGAAGCGCAUUGCGUACCUCAAGGCCUUCCUGAAUCUGGUCGAUGACGAUAUCAUCGUCUUCAACAAAGGGGCCAAGUACCUCAAGACCGCAAUCCCAGACCUCACUCAUCGCCUAUAUUCCAAAAUGCUGGAGUUCGACAUCACUGCGCGUGCGUUACGGACUCGCAACACCGCCUGCCAUGCGCACGUCGAAGACUUAUUCACCAUUGACAGUCCCCAUGUGGAGCGCCGCAAGAUCUUCUGGAAGUGGUAUCUGACUCGGCUGUGUAACGACCCGAGCCAGAUGGAGUACUGGGAGUACCUGGAGAAGGUAGGGAAAAUGCAUACCGGUAAAGUGCUGCUGCAUCCCCUGAACAUCGAAUACGUCCACAUGAACGCCUGUCUACGGUACGUGGAGGAUCUUCUGAUCGAGUGGAUCUCGCUCCACCCGGAGAUGACCGUGCGGUUCAAGUUCGCCCUGAUCCGCUCCCUGAACAAGAUCAUGUGCAUCCAGAACGACCUGAUCUCGAAAUGCUACAUCCCCGCCGGGCAGGAGUACGAAGAGAACGACGACGACGCCUCCACGACGGCGGACGAGUCCCGGCCCAGCAUCGACUCGGCCCAGACCGCCGCCUCCUCCUCCUUACACUUCCGGCCCCGCGCCGAAUCCCAAGCCACCACCGGCACAACCACCUCCAAAACGGCGAGUAGUAUCCGCAGCGCCGACACCCAGCUAUCCUCGACGGACAGUUCAUAUCAUCCCCCACUUCCGAGCUGUUUAACCCCCGGGUUGGUCUCUUCGUCGUCGAGACCAACCUCCUCGGCCGGCGAGUCCCUCAGCGCGAAGAGCAUGACCACGAGCACGACCACAAGCACAACCCACGCCGACCUCGCUCGCCCCAGCUCAUCCACACCCGCCACUCUGGACUCGUACCCCACCACCCCGCCCACCACCUCCUCCAGCAGCAGCCUGCGGCCCGCGCCCGCGAAUAUGUGGCGAAGUUCCAUGGUAGGCUUCGUGUCGCCGUUUACGGUGGAGUCGCUGCAGACGCUCGAGACGAAGAUCUGGUCCGAGGAGUUGACGGAGAAGGCGACGUUUGGGAAGGGGAGGGCACGAGGGCCGAUGGCGUGA